AAAGGAGCCGCCGCGGCGUGCGCGAGGCCCCUGCCCACGUACCAUUGGGCUGCAGCGUGGGGGGGUCCAGGCAGCGGGUCGAGCGAGCGGAACCAACUGUAUUCCUGCUGGAGGGGUUGACCUGGAUUGAGGUUCUUGCACCAACCCGUUUGGGUCCUGCGGCAGCUGAAGGGCAUAUUUAAGACAAAAAUGGCGAUUGUAAAGAACUUGGGCAGAACCCUUAGUCAGUUGCUGCAGAGCCCCGGUUGUGGAUGUCAGACUUCCAUUGUGCCAGUUAGAUGUAUUGGUGUCUCACCACGUCAGGUGACCUCAGAUGCCAGCUUCCAUUCAGUAUCUUUUUCAGAGACUGAUCAUCCUCGAGUAUUAAUUACAGGGGGCCUGGGCCAACUUGGGGUGGGACUCGCUAAACUCUUGAGGAAGCGUUUCGGAAGAAACAACGUGAUCCUGUCUGACAUUAGAAAACCACCAGAUGAUGUCUUUUAUAAUGGUCCUUUUAUCUACUCUGAUAUCUUGGACUACAAGAAUCUCUGUGAGAUAGUGGUGAACAAUCGAAUUACUUGGCUGUUUCAUUAUAGUGCUUUGCUCAGUGCUGUUGGAGAAGCAAAUGUUCCUUUGGCCAGAGCGGUAAACAUUACUGGUUUGCACAACAUUCUAGAUAUUGCAGCUGAGCACAGUUUGAGACUCUUUGUCCCUAGCACAAUUGGAGCCUUUGGACCCACCUCUCCUCGAAACCCAGCUCCAGACCUCUGCAUUCAGAGACCCAGGACAAUCUAUGGAGUCUCCAAGGUUCAUGCUGAGCUCAUGGGAGAAUACUACCACUACAGGUAUGGGCUAGACUUCCGAUGUCUGAGGUAUCCUGGAAUUAUCUCUGCUGACUCUCAGCCUGGUGGGGGAACAACUGACUAUGCAGUCCAGAUUUUCCAUGAUGCCAUAAAGAAUGGCAAAUUCCAGUGCAACUUAAAAUCAGAUACACGCCUCCCAAUGAUGUAUAUUGAUGACUGCCUGAAGGCUACACUAGAUGUCAUGGAAGCACCUGCCGCUUCACUUAGCAUGAGGACUUACAACAUCAGUGCCAUGAGCUUCUCUCCUGAGGAGCUGGUGCAAGAGGUCAAGAAGCAUAUUCCUGAGCUCCAGGUGACCUACACUGUGGAUGCUGUCAGGCAAGCCAUUGCUGACAGUUGGCCGAUGAACUUUGAUGACAGCAAUGCCCGGCGGGAUUGGGGAUGGAAACAUGACUUUGAUCUUUCUGAACUGGUGACCACAAUGUUUAACAUCCUUGGCUCUGACUCCCGGGUAGCCCAGAUUAACUGAAACUCCUUUUAAAACAUGGUUUCCAAACUCCGACAGAGGACCAGGGAGAAACUGCAGAAUUAGUUCAUUGUGCUCUAAGUCUUAUAGCAGGUAAAUUAUAAACUUUCCAUAUGUUGCAAUAGAGUUGGGGUUGAAGUACUAUAGUUUGAAUUCAGUGUGUUUAUUUGAGACCGUACCAAAUUAUUUAGCAAAACUACAGCACGAUUAAAUGAGAAACAUAUAUAGAAUUCUUGAAUUUUAGCAUUUAAGAAGCUAGAAAAAAAAUCUCUUACUACAGGGCUGGUAAUCUAUCCAUUCAUUCCAAUGCCUGAGUAUCUUUCUGAAAACAACACAUAGCAACAUUACAAAGCCUUGUGCUUAGACACAUACUGAAGAAUUGACAAAUUUUACAUUAAUUUUCAUUUCCUGAGUGGCGGUAGCUAAUUGUGGAUUGUAGGAAGAUGGGAUUGUCCCUUCUUUCUCCCACCAACCAUUAAAAAUAAAAUGGCUCUUUUGAUCGCUUAAACUUGGCAAUGGUCAUUAAAGUUAUUCAUUUAAAAAGGAAACCAUUUAGUUAAUAGCUCAACUUUGCAGGUUUACAUAGCACUAUAGCUAGCUAUAAUUUGUUUACAGAUGAGAUUCAGAAUGUUUGUAGCAUUACUUUUAUGUCCAUACAUGUAAAGGAAAACGAGACUUGAAUUCAUUAUGCUUUUAAAAAUACAGUGUUUUCAAAACAAGCUUUUUCGUGUAUGUAGAAAUUCUGUUGACUUCAGUUUCAUUGUGAAGAUGAAUUUGGGACACUAAAAUCUAUGUUGCAUAUCUGAAUCUAUAACUAUCCUGUUUAAAGUAGGCAAUUCCCAGGAAUGAGUUCACCUUGAAUUAGCACCAUACCUGGCCUGUUUCCAGUGCCAUUUACUACACCAUUGUGAUCAUAUACCUCAGAGAGCAGGUUUUUAAAGGUAGGUUGAGACUUGAGUCAGUUGUAAAGCUGAGCCAGUCUUGAAAAUACCUGUUCUGUUCACUUCACAUUGUGCGCUAUGUAUGUGUGUAUUGGUAGAUGCUAUUUAUGUGUAGGUAUAAUAAAUCUGUAUGCUUCAGAGGAGUGGAAUCCAGAAGCUGAGACUGUACCAGCAUGUCUUUAUUUUACAAAUUGAAGAAAUGGAGCCAAAGGCAGCCUUCUACUUUAUCUGAAUCCAAUACUUGAAAGUACAAGUUUUCUCUAGUUGCUGAGUUAUGUGAAAGGUUGAAUGUUUGUUCGUAAUUAAUGGGACUGAGUUGAGUGAUGUCCCAUAAUCUAUAUAAAGAGUGGGCGGAGUGUACGACCUCACCUUGCCACCAAAUUCUAGCUACAGUUGGUAAGGGCUAUCCUACUUCUUUAGUUUCAUACAUAGGAGAUUCUGGGACUGAUGCAUGAGUUUUAAUGGGGGCAGAAGGUUAAGGCCCACUUCUGAGGCUUGUUAGCUUGGUCUUUCCUGACACUAAGAACUCAGGUUCCUCAUGCAGGACACAUGUUUCUUUGGGCUUUGUCGACCUUUUUUUUUACGGGAGAAAACUUUGUGUUACUAUAGGUGACUCUGUGCUCCUCUCCUUUCCUCUUGCUCUUUGUUACACAUAAGAGAGAACUGACCUAGUUUAACAGUAGUUAGUGCUAGACUUCUGGAGGCCACUUAAACCUGAACGCACAAAAGGAGUCGGGCAUCAAUGCAAUGCAAAGAACUCCCCACUGAAUCCUGUAGGUGCCUAAACUCACUUGGCACCCAAGUGUUUGCAGUAAAAGUUCCCUAGAUGUCUGUGUUUCUGCCUCCAUCUCCUGCCUAAGCCCUAGAGCAGUUCACAAUCCAGGGGAAGGUGGGCAUUUGCUCACGUAAGUUGCAUAUGUGGCCUGAGCUGGUAAGCUCAAACAACUCAGGAAGAGUGGAAGAGCAUGCAUGCAUGAGACUGACUCUGUUGCCUGGUGAUUAGAGCACUCAGAUGAGUGGUAGGAGAACCAGGAAACUGUCCCUCACUCUCCAAUUACUCUAGUUUAUCUAGAGUGCAACAGCUUCAAGGGAGACUGAGAGCGCCCCUCGUCAGAAUAUCCAAUAGCCCAAUAGUUAGGCAGAUCUCAGUUCAAAUCCCUUCUCCUCAUCAGAUGGAGGAGUGUCUCCUACAUCCCAGUGAAAACUUUUAGCUCAGUGGUUAGAGUAAUGAUUCAUA
Messenger RNA from Gopherus evgoodei (Goodes thornscrub tortoise), 3486 nucleotides. Its product is annotated as L-threonine 3-dehydrogenase, mitochondrial-like. Lineage: Eukaryota; Metazoa; Chordata; Testudines; Testudinidae. The record is from RefSeq and is a predicted model, not a curated record. The transcript is spliced from 10 exons. Gene Ontology annotation, biological process: L-threonine catabolic process. Gene Ontology annotation, molecular function: L-threonine 3-dehydrogenase activity. Bases 190 to 1311 code for a protein of 373 amino acids.